Molecule: messenger RNA, 4689 nt
Organism: Penaeus chinensis
Lineage: Eukaryota; Metazoa; Arthropoda; Malacostraca; Decapoda; Penaeidae
Product: metallophosphoesterase MPPED2-like
Exons: 7
Coding region: 131-1027 (298 amino acids)
Molecular function (GO): hydrolase activity
Source: RefSeq, a predicted model, not a curated record
AAAAUAGAUAAAUGAAUAAUAUAUAUAACGGCAUGUAUCCGGAUUCACGCCUGCAUGCGGAUUGGUAGUUAGCAGAACGCCGUAUAUAUCAGCUGGACGCACAACAAACGUCAAAUAUAAAUAAACAGAAAUGUCAGGUGGGAAAGUGACAGUGCAUCCGAUAACAAACAACCCCACACAAGCAUGGGAGCAGAUUCGAACGACUCAGCGAACCAUCAAGCUCAAUGUGAAAACACCAACCACACCACCUGAUGAGAACAUGUUGCGUUUUGUGUGUAUGAGCGACACCCACAGUCUGACAUCACACAUCCAGCUGGACAUACCAGAUGGUGAUGUUUUCAUUCAUGCUGGAGAUUUCACUCGAUGCGGCAGUGCUGUUGAGGUAGAAGAAUUUAACAACUGGAUAGGUGCUCUUCCGCACAAGCACAAGGUUGUUAUAGCUGGUAAUCAUGAGUUGAGCUUUGACAACAAGUUCACAACCACCACAAGACAACAUCACAAAACAGCACAUACAGGAGACAGUCUUAUCAAUGAGAUUCCAGACCUAGGGAUGGAGCGGGAGGAAUUGUGUGCAGCUGUUGCCGAGCAAAACACAGUUGAUUUGGUGACAAAUGCUAUCUACUUACAGGAUCAGGCUCUUACAAUAAGCGGGAUCAGACUCUAUGGAACACCAUGGCAGCCAGAGUAUUGCAACUGGGCCUUCAACCUACCAAGAGGCACAUCCUGCCUGGAGAAGUGGGAUGCCAUCCCUGAGGAUACAGACAUCCUGAUCACCCACACCCCUCCUGUGGGUCAUGGGGACCUCUGCUGCACGGGUGUGAGGGCAGGAUGCGUUGACCUCCUGUCCACUGUGCAGACCAGGGUUAAACCUAAGUACCAUGUAUUUGGGCAUAUUCAUGAAGGUUACGGUGUGACAUCGGACGGAAAAAUUAUUUUCAUCAAUGCCUCGACUUGCAACAUCAAUUUUGUCCCAAUCAAUCCACCUAUUGUGUUUGAUGUCCCUAUCCCUUCAGGCUUUUCAAAGUGACCAACCACCUAAACUGCCUAGGACAGAGUUCAUAUAUGACUUUUUUGUUGUUAACUAUGGAAAACACCCAAUAUAAAGGAAGUUGGGAUUUUGGCCUGGAACUGUAUAUUAUUGCAGUGUGCUGAGUAUUAUUUUAUGUAUAAGAUGGUAGAAUUUAAUUCAUCAGCUACCAGUGGAAUUUGAUAGAACUGAUGUAGGAGGCUUUGUGUAUUUAAACAAACAAACAAAAAUACACACACACACACACACACACACACACACACACACACACACACACACACACACACACACACACACACACACACACACACACACACACACACACACACUUUUUUCUAUAUAUAUGUGUAUCUGUUGAUACAUUUCAGCAUCUGAAACUUUGUUACUGCUUAUAUCAUAGCAAAUUUUGAUUGUAUACUCUAGUAUGCAGCAAGACUUUGUAGCAAAGUAUAAUGAUUGAUAUUUUGGCCACUAUGAUAGUGACAUGAAUGUUUACAUCCUUAACAUUCCUUAUCAUUAUGUACACCUAAGGAAUUAAAGAAACCAAGUGCAAGAGUAAUUUUAGCAGUGAAUUUUAGUAUGAAUUCAAUUGAUUUGUGAUUUGGCCUAAUGUUUAAAGUUCAAAGGGGAAUGAAAAGACAUUUAAGACAUAGAAUAUGUAUGAACUUUGAUCAUAUUAAGGAAAUUCACCUUUCAUUUUCAGUGAUGUUUCAUUAUUAAAGGAAAAAAAGAAAAGAACUCAUAAUUUCUUAGUUGCAGUCCUAGGAGAAGAAAAGGAUAGGAAAACCCAUAACAGUCGAGAACUGCAUGUAAGGUGAGGGAGAAUAGAGAAGAUAGGUUUUCCCUGCUGUUGCAUAAUUUGCAUUCCUAUUUGUUACUGUAAAGCAGUUGAUAAGUAAAACCUUUUCUGCAGGCUUUGCCCAUUACGAGAAGGCUUUUUUUUUUUCUUCUGUACUUUUUUUUAGAUAGAUAGAUAAUUAUUAUUUAUUUAUUAUUUAUUUUAAUAGAAUGACCUUAUACUCUUUAUUUGUAUAGGCUUUAGAUCUCAUGCUCAACUCUGUGUAAAUGUAGCAAAGCCUAGUCUAAUUUGACUUAGACAUGACCAAGAUUAGUCUUAGCGUUAUUGAGACCUUGGAAAGCCUCGGCUCACUUGAUCUCUUGUCGUGUUGAACUAUAAUCGCAUUAGUCAGUACUAGCCAUUCUUCCCAAGUGAAUUGCUGUCUGAAUCAUUCUAACCUUAGACAACCUAUGCCAGUGCAAUCCAGAAGUAAAACAUGGUUUUAACCUAACUUAAUCAAGCCAUAUGUAACCUAGCUUAACCUGACGUGACCAAUGCUAUAUCAUAAGUCAUCUCCUUUAGUCAACUUCGUGCCUGUGGUAGAAGUAGUAGAGUAGAAUCUUAAGAUAUCAGUCGUUUUGUUUCUGUGAAUAGACCAUGUCACAAAAAUUAGUUGUAAUUAUGUUUAAGUACCUUUUUUUUUCAUAUGACUUGUAUCUUUUUACUUUCUUUUUUGACUGUCAAUUCAAAUGAAAUGCAUUUAUGUAACAAAAUAACCUUGAUAAUGGUGCUGAUUUUUGAAAGUCACUGUAUAUAACUCAAAGUGGUGAAUGUGAUUAAUCAAGACAUGUACACAUUACAUGACUUUAAGCAGUGCAUAACAUGAAACUAAACUUUAUUGACAAUGUAAUUACUUGUAGCUGAUGAAUGAUAUUAAGAAAUAAGAAAUAUGCUGAAAAAUUCCACUUUUUAAAGUUUUGAGAUUGCAUGUAAGUGAUAUACGAAUAAUGUAAGUGUGAAUCUGAGGUUCAGUGAUUUACGUAACUGACAGAGUUGAACUUACUGUUUUCAGGUAGCAAUACCUGAAUAGCUGGCAUAAAAGGACCAUAAGAAUAAUCUGAUUUGACAUAUCACAAGGAAAUAGGUAUAGAGGUGUUUAAUUGUGUAAAGGAAUUGGUUUGACUAACUUGUGCUCGUAUAAAUCUACAUUAUGAAUCUGUAUGUGUUCAAAUUUUAUUCCUGGUUAACAUCCAUUACCCUCAGGAUCAUGUAAUAACUAAUAGGAAUAGAUGUGCAUGCUAUUCACACAUGGCUAGAAUUUCUGCUUUGCUAAUGCAUGCUAAUUGGAGCCUCCUGAUUUCUGUUGAGAGCCUCUGUAGUACAAUUUUUAUUUCUGAAAUGGAAACAUAACUUACCUUAUCACACAAGCAGUUUUAAGAGUUUGAAGAAGAGUAUUGGAUAUUACAGUAAUAAUACAUUUUUUGUUUGCUUGUUUAAAGGUAUUAUUCAGUUAAGAGUGAAAAGGGAGGGUGAAUCUGAGGUGUUAAUUUCUAAUAAUGGCCUUACUCAUGCCUUAAAACAUUUGUAACAUCUCUGUAAAAACUGAAAUUAGGUACACAGUAAAAAACAUGUGCUGUCUGGUGUCUAGAGUAUUUUACAUUUAUUUAUUUACUUAUUUAUUGACUAGUUAAAGUGGAAUUACAGUAUUCUUUGAUCAGCUACUCACGGGAAGGCCAUCAUAUUAUAUAUUCUAGAAUUUUCAGUAAAUACCAAUGAAAAUAAUCAUUGGCCUGAAAGUUUAUUCAAGAAAAGGGAAUCAGUCUCUUUGAAAUUGUAGCUUAAAGAGGACUUCUACUUUGCACACUCAUUAAAACAUAUUAUUUUCAACCCAGUAACAAUGGUUAAAAUGUUUGGUAAAGUCUGCCGAGGAAAGGUAUACAGUAGUGUGCACUGGUCUGUGCCUGGGCAGUAGUUUGAUUUACAGUUGGGUGUACUAGACCUCAUCCCAGCAGUUGGGAUGUGGGGUCAUGAUAUGAUAAAACACCACCUGGCAUAAGUAAAUCUUACAUGACAUUUAAAUUCUUAGCAGUAAGAUUUUACUCUUGUCUUGUUCUGGUGUCUCUUUGGUAUUAUCAACCCAUUGAAGCACCAAGACCAUAUGGCAGCUGGCUAGCUAGCAUCCAUGGCUCAUGGUUGUAACUGCUACAUGUUCUUCAUGCUUAACAGUUGUUCACUUAUUUGGCCUUCUCUGUAGGAAAAAAGGUACAGCUUUUGAGACUUGUCUCAAAGUCUUCUUCUUCCUUUUUCUUUUUUUUUUCUUUUUUCUGCUGCAGCCAAAAUCUUAGAGUGGGUGUUUCUAAUUUCUCUCAUUAGCAGCUUUUCGUGUAUAGUAUACCUGGAGCAUAGCUCAGUUUGACAUGGAUAAGAGCCAUUGUCAUUGAGUUAACAAUACCAUUAUCUAGAGAUGACUCAUACAUUUAUUCAAGUAAACAUUUUCUGAUCCAAAGAUUGAUAUUAGAGUUACCCUGUCUCUGUGAUAAGCCAGUAAUGAAAACACAAAUUAAAAAAAAGGUUUGUAGCAAAUUUGUUGUUCAUUGGGAACAUACAUUGAGAGUUCCUUAAUAUUAAUUUGUUAUUUAUUUCCCUGUUUUUGUGUGUAUAUGCGUGAUUGUUAUUGAUUGUUUACUGUUAUAUUUUCCCAAAAUAUUUAGUUUUAAUUGUUUUAACAAUGGGUGCUUUGCCCUCUAUAUGAACCAAAUAUGUUAGGUAAUAUAAUUUAAGUUAUCUUAUUUAUCUACUGUAGUUAUAUAGUACACUUGUUCAUUUGCAUAUGGAUGAAUGGUAUGCAGGUCAUAGUAAUAAAAAAUAAAUAGUUUUCUUCUUC